AAUAAGAUACUUAUCGAUGAGGUAUAUAUUCUGACUAAUUAGUUUUACGACAAUAUAAAUUUUAAUAUUUUCAAGUGGUUUGAGUUUCAAACGGCUGUGUUACAAUGAAUACUGCCACAUUGUGUCUCGUUAUUGUUUGCACCCUGAACUUUCAAGAUUUUACUGCGUGGGCUACACCAUCAAGUGUUGAUUUAGUUUCCAAUUCUGAAUUAAACACUCAACUCACAGAUAAUAAAAAUAAUAAAACUACGUUCAAUCCUGUUGUAUAUGAUGACAAAAACUCUAUUACCGAAGCUCUCAUAAUUAAUCACAGUGUUCAAAAGACAAUUUCUACUGCAAAUACUUUGGUAACAAAAGCUCGUUUGGUUUCAAAAGAUGAUAAAACCCGACCAUUGAAUAAUCCAUCAAAGUUUGUUAAUAAUGAUUCAUCUGAAUUUUUUCCGAAAACUCUUACCAAUUUUCGCCGUAAAAUUUCAAAGAAAACCAACGGUACAUCUACGAAUAGGAGACGUCUAAUUCUAAAAAAAAAGACUUUUUCCAACGAUGACCAAAUAGUUCAUAACACCACGACAUCUGAUAGUUUCAUUACCCAAGAAUCGAAGAGAAUAACUUCUUUUACUCGCAAUGCUAAACCAAACAACAAUUUCAUUAACUUAAACCGUACUCAUAACGCUGAAACAAAUAAUAAAUUUAAUUCCAUUUCGAGAACGGUGGACCCUAAUAAUAAUAAUAAAGACAAUAACACUGAUGGUGAAAAUCGUAGACUACAUUGGAUACCUUUUCCCAGAAUAAGUACUACUGAUAAUUAUAGUUCUGUCAAUCCUACUACAAGGACUAUCAGUAAGGAUAAUAAUAUUGUAAGCAACGUCAGUACUCAAGCUCCUAGUAUCCCUAAUAACGAGAAUCGUCUUAAGUCUUUUUUCCAAAAAGAGUUCGAAAAGGCUAGGACUCGAGCGUAUCUUGGAUGGUUUGACCAAAAAAGUAAUCCUCAUUUCUAAGCCGUUAAAAAAACUUUAUCGACAUACAUGUAUUAUAAUGAAAUGCUGAUGUAUAAUUUAACUAAUUAAGGUUAGUUUGACUGAAAAUUUUUAUUUUUUUGUAAUGAAUAUUUGUUGAUUUUCAUUUGUACUUUCUACUUACUUGGAAAAUUAUCAAUAAAUAUAGAGACGAAAGCUCACAUGUUAA
Messenger RNA from Microplitis demolitor, 1185 nucleotides. RefSeq names its product myb-like protein D. The record is from RefSeq and is a predicted model, not a curated record. The transcript has 2 exons. Bases 105 to 998 code for a protein of 297 amino acids. NCBI's taxonomy places the organism in Eukaryota, Metazoa, Arthropoda, Insecta, Hymenoptera, Braconidae.